GUUGACCAUGGAUGGUCUUUUAAUUUUUGACGCUUCAAGUGAUUUAGUAUAUAGAAAACUCAAUGAUGAGCUUAAGAAAAAAUUUCAGGAACUAAGCCCAGAUCCAAAUGAUAGUGAUACAAAUGAAAUAGAUGAUAAUGCAAUACUACAAAUUUUCAGUCCAAUAAUUAAUUCACAAAAAAUUAUGUUCUGCCAAUUCGAUAAUACAUAUUCUUCAUUUAAGUGUGAAUAUGGUAAUUUUGUAUUUGGUGAAUAUCUAGGAUUCAUGUUCAUAAAAAUUGGACAACAAACACUUGAAUAUAUGAAUAGAUGUGUUUUGGUUUCGAUAUCAUUUGCUAAACGUUUAUGUGGAACAAAUUUAAUAAGUUUAAAGCAAGAAGAAAAUAAAAGAGAUUUGUUUACAGAUCUUAUAGAUAUGUGGGAGAAACUAUAUCAAGAGGAACAAAGUUUUUUGCUUGAUGGAAUCGAUCGUCUCAUCAUUAAUGCAGAUGUAACAAAUGUUAUUAAUCAAACACUUCAAAAUGUUAUUGAGAAAUUACAGCAAGAUCCUCAUUCACAAAGAUGUCAUGCUUUUUUGUUUGUUGACAAAAAAUUAGCUGGUAUUCAUUCAAGUCGUUCAGCUCAGAAAACCAAUACAUCUGAUAUUAUAUUUUUAUUUAUAAUAAAUAAAGUUUUACAAUCUAAAUUGGAAUCAAAAGCUAUCAACAUUCAAUCACAUUUAUUUUUUUUAAAUGGAAAAUAUAAUAGUAAUCAGUCCGGUGGUUCUGGAGGAUGUAUACCACAUAUCGUUCAUACAUCUCUACUCGAUAAAAUGUCAUUAACAUUAAUUAUUGAAUAUGGUAAUUUAAAUGUUUCUAAUAACAUAUAUGAAACAUUUUUUGCUUUACAAAAAAUACAAACUCUACAAAUGCAAGGAGAUUUAGAACAUUUAAAAACAGCAUUUGAUAAUUUGGAAAGCUGUUUUAAACAAUGUAUUGAUGCAAUUAGAAAAGCAAAAUUUAAUAGUGUCGAAAUUGAUAAUGCUUUAAAAAAAUUUUCGUCUAGAUGGGACGUAUUACGUAAAAAAUAUCAAGAAUAUUUCAAAAAUUUUGAUAAAUCUGUUGUUUUGCAAAUUGAAUCAAAUAUGCCAAUAUUUUUAGAAGAACUGAAAGAACUUUUUAAAACAACUUGUUCAGAUUGUGCAAUAUUAGAUCAUGGAUUUGAAAGAGUUUUAGAAAUUUCAACAAUGGUCGAAGAAAAACUUUUAGAAUUUUCAGAAUUUUUAAGUGUUAAAGCUCAAAGGAAUUUAUCAAUUGGUUCAUAUUUAGAAGAUUUUCCAGGUUUAGUUCAUUUUAUUUUUGUCGAUCGUACAAAUGGAAGUAUUUUUGCACCAGAUUUUGUAACAGAAACUUAUAUAGCAAAAGAAAAAAUUUGGAGUAUGGUCGAAUUAUGUAGAUAUUAUUUAGUUAAAGGACAUACAUCAAUUAUGUGGAAAGAUACAUCAUAUAAUUAUUCAUAUUUUUUAUGGUUUGAAGAUCAAAAUGGUAUAACAAUAAAACCAAAAGAUUUAGAAAAUAGUUUUAAUAAUGUUAAUUCAUUGAAACCUCGAUACGAACCUGGAAUUUUAGGUGGGAAUUUUUUUCAACGUUUAUCUGAAGUUUGUUUUCCAAAAAUGACAAUGUCGAAAAUUCGUUGUUAUGAAUUAUUUUGUAUUCAUUUGGGUCUAGUGACAGCAACAUGCGCUUUAGAUCAUUCAAGAAGAUUAAUUGCAACUAUAAGUGAUGUAACAGGACCCUCUGUAUUUGAUAUCUAAAAGAAUUUAUAUAUCAUAUUAUAUGUGUAUAAAUUUUAUUUUAAUGUUAUAUAUUAAUUACUAACAAUAAUUGUCUAUGUAAUAAGUAUUACAUGUAAUUUAAAAAAAAAAAAUAAACUCAUUCUAGUCAAAAUAUGAAAAUAUAAAAAUUUAGAACAAAUUUUUUUUUUUUUUACUAACAAUAUUAAAUUUAGUUAAAAGAAAAAUAGAUAAAAUUUAAGU
Molecule: messenger RNA, 2014 nt
Organism: Condylostylus longicornis
Lineage: Eukaryota; Metazoa; Arthropoda; Insecta; Diptera; Dolichopodidae
Gene: HPS1
Product: BLOC-3 complex member HPS1
Exons: 1
Coding region: 8-1792 (594 amino acids)
Biological process (GO): vesicle-mediated transport
Cellular component (GO): BLOC-3 complex
Molecular function (GO): guanyl-nucleotide exchange factor activity
Source: RefSeq, a predicted model, not a curated record